Odobenus rosmarus divergens (Pacific walrus) is the source of this 2157-nucleotide messenger RNA. RefSeq names its product G protein-coupled receptor 75 (gene GPR75). The record is from RefSeq and is a predicted model, not a curated record. The transcript has 2 exons. Gene Ontology annotation, cellular component: membrane. Gene Ontology annotation, molecular function: C-C chemokine receptor activity. Gene Ontology annotation, biological process: G protein-coupled receptor signaling pathway. The coding region runs from base 307 to 1929 and encodes 540 amino acids. Lineage: Eukaryota; Metazoa; Chordata; Mammalia; Carnivora; Odobenidae.
GCCUCAGUGUCCGGCGGAGGGGGCGGCGCCCCUGGCGUCUCCGUGACUGCGCCUCGGCGCCCCCCGGCUCGCCUGCUCCGGGGAUGCGCGGAGGCGGCGGCGGCGAUGGCGAUGAUGCCUCGAACCCGGCCUCGUCCCGGGCGGCGGGCGGAGCUGGGGUCCGGGCUGCGAGAUGGAGGAGGGGGGCGGCGCUGCGGCCACCGGGCAGGCUUCUCUGCCUCGGGGCUCUUGUGUCACAUGUGGCACAGCUGUGAGUCGAGGCCCUGACCCCCUUCCCCCAGAAGGAAGAGUCCUUCCUGUCUGAAGAUGAACUCCACGGAGCCCCUUGAGGAUGCUCCCAACGGCACGUUGCUGCGCGCGCCUCGCUCCCAGGGAGGAAACAGCACCGCCAUCCCGGGGGACCUCCAGCACCUCAUCCACACGGCCACUCUGGUCACCUGUACUUUCCUGCUGGCGGUCAUCUUCUGCCUGGGCUCUUACGGCAACUUCAUUGUCUUCUUGUCCUUCUUUGAUCCAGCCUUCCGCAAGUUCAGAACCAACUUUGAUUUCAUGAUCCUCAACCUGUCCUUCUGUGACCUCUUCAUCUGUGGAGUGACCGCCCCCAUGUUCACCUUCGUGCUCUUCUUCAGCCCCGCCAGGAACAUCCCAGACGCUUUCUGCUUCACCUUCCACGUCACCGGUUCGGGCUUCAUCAUCAUGUCCCUCAAGACCGUGGCGGUGAUCGCCCUGCACCGGCUCCGCAUGGUGCUGGGGAAGCAGCCCAAUCGCACUGCCUCCUUUCCCUGCACCGUGCUUCUCACUCUGCUUCUCUGGGCCACCAGUUUCACGCUGGCCACCCUGGGCACGCUGAAAACCAGCAAGUCCCACCUCUGCCUUCCCAUGUCCAGUCUGACGGCCGCAGAAGGAAAAGCCAUUGUGUCUCUAUAUGUGGUGGACUUCACCUUCUGCGUGGCCGUGGUGUCAGUCUCCUACAUCAUGAUUGCGCAGACGCUGUGGAAGAAUGCUCAAGUCAGGAAGUGCCCCCCCGUAGUCACCGUGGAUGCUUCCAGACCGCAGCCUUUCAUGGGGGCCCCCGGGAAGGGAGGUGGCGAUCCCGUGCAGUGUACCAUGCCGGCUCUCUACAGGAACCAGAAUUACAACAAGCUGCAGCACAUUCAGACCCACGGAUACACCAAGAGUCUUAACCAGGUGCCCCCCCCGGCAGCCAGCCGGCUCCAGCUCGUGUCGGCUGUCAAUCUGUCCACGGCUAAGGACUCCAAGGCGGUGGUCACCUGCGUGAUUAUUGUGCUGUCCGUCCUGGUGUGCUGUCUCCCACUGGGGAUUUCCUUGGUGCAGGUGGUCCUGUCCAGCAAUGGGAGCUUCAUCCUCUACCAGUUUGAACUGUUUGGAUUUACCCUUAUAUUUUUCAAGUCAGGGUUAAACCCUUUUAUAUAUUCUCGGAACAGCGCGGGGUUGAGAAGGAGAGUGCUCUGGUGCCUCCGGUACGUUGGCCUGGGUUUUUUCUGCUGCAAACAGAAGACUCGACUUCGAGCCAUGGGGAAAGGGAACCUGGAGGUCAACAGAAACAAGUCGUCCCAUCACGAAACAAACUCCGCCUACAUGUUGUCUCCAAAGCCCCAGAAGAAAUUUGUGGACCGGGCUUGCGGCCCAAGUCACUCGAGGGAAAGUGUGGGCAGUCCCAAGAUCUCUGCUGGGCACCAGCCCUAUGGGCAGAGCAGCUCAACCCCCAUCAACACCCGCAUCGAACCGUACUACAGCAUUUAUUAUAGCAGCCCCUCCCAGGAAGAAAGCGUGCCGCCGAACUUACCGCCAGUAAACUCUUUGGGUUUUGCCAAUUCCUAUAUUGCCAUGCAUUAUCACACCACUAAUGAUUUAAUGCACGAAUAUGACAGCACGCCGGCCAAGCAGAUCCCAGUGCCCUCUGUGUAGUGUCCUGGAGGCUGGAGACUCUUGGGCAAACUGUUGGUGUUUCGGAUACUAACUGAUUCUUUUUCACUUUCGUGAGACCAGCGGUAGAUGAAAACGUCAAGAUUCAGCAGAACAGUUGGCAGUUAUGAUCGUCUUCUAUCCCAAGUAUUGGCAUCUACUGAUUUGCUUUCUGGUUUCCUGACAUUUUAAGAUUUGAUGUAAAAAUUUAUAAUUUAGCUUUUUACCCUG